UUUCAAUGUCAAUGUCAUGGUAAAUUGUUUUUAAUGUCAAAUCAAAAUUUAUUUUGAUUUGAUAAACAUUUGGAGUGUUUGCGGUUUUCCAACAAAUUAUCUAAAAAUGGGUUUAUUUGGAAAAUCUCCCGAGAGUAAUCCAAAGGAAAUGGUAAAUGAAUGGUCUCAUAAGCUUCGUAAAGAAGGGUAUAACCUGGACAGACAGAUAAGAGCUAUCCAAAGAGAAGAGGACAAAAUCAAAAGGUCCCUGAAGGAAGCGGCCACUAAGAACGACAAGCAAGUCUGCACAAUCCUAGCCAAGGAGAUCAUCAGGUCGAGGAAGGCAGUCAGUAAAAUAUACACAAGUAAAGCCCACCUCAAUUCAGUACAGAUGCAAAUGAAAAAUCAAUUAGCAACAUUAAGGGUGGCAGGAUCAUUGCAGAAGUCAACAGAGGUGAUGCAAGCAAUGCAAGCACUCCUCCGUCUACCAGAAAUAGCACACACGAUGCAGGAGCUGAGCAAGGAGAUGAUGAAGGCGGGCAUCAUCGAGGAGAUGCUGGACGAGACCAUGUCAGGCAUGGAGGAUGAGGAGGAAAUGGAGGAGGCUGCACAGACUGAAGUUGACAAGGUACUGUGGGAGCUAACGCAAGGCAAGUUGGGCGAAGCGCCGGCGCCGCCGACCGCCGUGGGAGCCCCGUCGACCAGCAAGGAGCCAGUGGAGGCGGAGCCCGACGAAACGGAACUCGACGAGAUGCAGUCCCGGCUCGAAGCCCUACGGUCUUAGGAUAUAAUGAUAUGCCAUGGACUUUUUGAACGUCAUAAUUAUGCUGGAUAUAAAGAGAGAUUUUAUACAAAUAAAAACGCCUUUAAAUAAUUAUUUUAAAUGUUGCAAUUAUUGUCUUCGCAUUAAAGAAUAAUAUUGUUGUAUUAAUAUUAAUAAAAUAAUUAUGUAUUUACAAUAAUAGGACAAUAGCUUGUGGUAGUCAGACAUACCCAUGAAGGUUAAAAAUUUGUCAACUUGGACUAGUCAGCGACUUGAAAUGCAGAGGGUCUGGACCUGUGAAACCUGCCACUUUCCAAAGCCACUACAAUCCAAAAGUCAAAAAAACUCAAAUUAAAAAAAAUUGGGUAGUUGACUCAUAUCAAAUUUAAUAUAAACUAUAUUAAUUUCGAAUACUACAUGGAAUAAGGGUUCGAAAUGUAUAUGUAUAUUCAUUAAGAUAAGUUGAGGUUUUUUUAAUUAAUUUAAAAAUUAUGUAUUUUUUUUUAUUUUUCCAAACCUAAAAAACGCUGUCGUCUAUUUUGUGACGUUAUGAUGUAACUUGAUGUCACUACCAUUAGAGGAAUAAACGUCAAACAUACAGUGGAAUUCAUAGACGUUGCAGGGGUACCCCCAGGGGAUCAUUCAGCCGCUGAGUGUCGAAUUUAACCUCUAUUUGUUUGAGAAUUUGACACUCAGCGAGUGAAUGAUCCCCUGGGGGUGCCUCUACAACGUCUAUGAAUUCCACUGUAAGGCAUGACCAAUUUUUUUCUUCUCUUUGCCUUGAUAUUAAACGGUUUAGUGUUUACGUGAUGCCAUGUCAUAAAUAAAAUAUAGACCAUCAUGGCUGAUAGCGUUUUGACUCAUAUUGUCAAAAAAAUGUUUAAAAAUCAUUAUUCCAUGUCUCAAAAAUAUGAUAAUUUUUUUCAAUUUAGUAUAAUUAUAAUGAACAAUUUUAUGACCAUUUAAAAAGUGUUAACUAGCUUUUUUGACUACCAUGCAUACUAAUGGUAGGAACAUGCGUUGUCACACCUUCAGCCUCAUAAAAUGAAGUAUGUCUGGCUAUUGCUGGCUCUUAGUCAAUAAGUUUUGUUAAGAGAUGUUAAUGUUGCUUUAUAUAAGUCGUGUAUUUAUUAAAAUUAGAUAACUUUUUAUAUAUAACAAAAAUACUUUUAAACUAUCAAACAAUAACCCGAUUGGUUGACUUGUGCUUAUUCUGUCAUCAUUAUCGGCAUGUUUUACACAAGGCCAGACCUUGCUUGGAUAUGGAGCUAAGACUCGCCAUGCUGUAGGUAAUGUAUGUAUUGGGCUACGGAGCACGCCUUUAACUUUUGCUUACCUGCGCCAUUUUGUUUUAACUUACUUACGGGGUCUUUGAAGUAAGGGUAAAUUACAAAAAUAGGCAUAAUAUUCUGAAAUUUGAGAAGAUCUACCUAUUAAGACCUAUUAACAGUAUUUUUUGCAACAGCAUUUUUUUUUUAGUCUAUGACAAGUUAGCCCUUGACUGCGAUCUCACCUGAUGUUAAGUGACGAUGCAUAAGAUGGAAGCUAUAUUACAGCUCUACUCAAUGGUUACCAACAAACAAAUUAGAAACGAAGGAAUUAAGGUAGAAAACGCAUGUGUGCAUAAAGAAACUAUUUUCUACUACUACUUCGCCCGCGACUUUGUCCGCGUGAAAUUUAGUUCUUCACAAAUCCCUCGGGAAUGUUAUCGCCGUUUAGUGUUGGAAAUAGUAGUCUGUGACGGAUAUGACGCCGCUCGAUCUCGUGUUGGCUUCAGUGUGCUCGUGGCGUUCGAGCCGUCCACAUCUCUUGUUGUGUAAUUCUUUAAGGGUUACUUAGGAUAGGCGGGGAGAGUGACUUGAGUGGAAAUGGGGAGUGUUAGUCGACUGUCAAAGGAUCCUUUAACCCUACACACAUCGUUCACAAGUACGUGACUCCACUCAAGGUCAUUCUCUGCCAUUCUAGGGUCUUAUUUUGGUUACAGUUUAAUUUGUUAAUUAAGUUGUCCUGACAAGUGUUGUGAAUCAUAACCUUUGUUCGACAUUAGUUUUCUUAUAUUUGUAAUCACUUUUGGAGUCCUAUAAUAUCAGAAGUGCGAUAAAGAACUGGUGCCCACAUAGUGAAUAAAGAUAACGACGUAAUUUAAAACUAACCUAGUUCAGGCCAAUCGUUUUACAUUUCUUUGUUAAUAUGGUAUGAGAGCAUUUUUUAUAAAAGAGGGUAACAAAUUAAUUGAGUAUAGUACACUGAUGAAUUUUACAUUACGGUAUUGUUAAAUUGGAAUGUAAAUAGUGUGUGAAUCGUGAUUUCAAGUUUAAGUUGUGGACGGUAUAACUUUAGUAUUGACGGCAAUGACAGAAAUUGUUUAGAAAUUGUGUUCCAUGGUAUUCUAGAUGAAAUUUUGCGUUUUAAUAUUAUGACAAGACGCGAAAUGUUGCCGUAUAGAUUUUGUGUUAAUAAUUCAACUUAUAACUGUUUGAAAUUUGUGAAUUGUGGUUACCGGAUUAAGUAACCCUUCCCAUUUUUCGAUAAAUAUGAGUCAUAUACGACGUUACAUACAAUGGUGACUUGAACUAUAGGUACAUAACCCUAGAUACACGGGGUCCAUACACACUCAUUCGAUUAAAAAUGAGUCAUACACGACCUUCAAUAGUGGUUUGUACACGCUCAAGUUGUCAGUGUAAACGCAACUGCACCAGACACGAACGCGAUCCAGGGACGGAUGCGCCACCAGGAUGGCCGAAUGUUAUCGCCGUUUAGUGUUGGAAAUAGUAGUCUGUGACGGAUAUGACGCCGCUCGAUCUCGUGUUGGCUUCAGUGUGCUCGUGGCGUUCGAGCCGUCCACAUCUCUUGUUGUGUAAUUCUUUAAGGGUUACUUAGGAUAGGCGGGGAGAGUGACUUGAGUGGAAAUGGGGAGUGUUAGUCGACUGUCAAAGGAUCCUUUAACCCUACACACAUCGUUCACAAGUACGUGACUCCACUCAAGGUCAUUCUCUGCCAUUCUAGGGUCUUAUUUUGGUUACAGUUUAAUUUGUUAAUUAAGUUGUCCUGACAAGUGUUGUGAAUCAUAACCUUUGUUCGACAUUAGUUUUCUUAUAUUUGUAAUCACUUUUGGAGUCCUAUAAUAGGAACUAUGGAUUUUUUCGGGAUAAAAAGCCUAUGUGUUAAUCCAGGCUAUAAUAUAUCUCAAUACCAAAUUUCAGCUAAUUCGGUUCAGUAGUCGAGGCGUGAAUUAGUAAAAAACAUUCAUAUCAUCAAAAUCAUCAGGUUUCGUAAAUCUCGGGAUACCAUGGAUUUUUCGGGAUAAAAAGUAGUCUAUGAAAUGACAUGCAUUUUCUACCUUCAUUACUAAUUUUUUCGUUGGUAAACAAGGCUGUAUAAUUAUUAUUACUUAAACACCGACCAAUAUUUGGUAAUGACUUCUGCUUUCUGUUUGUAAAAAUAUUGCAUAUCUUGUUAAAGAUGUUUGCUAUCUGAAUUAUUCAAUAGUAUUUAUUAUUAUCUUAUGUUAUUCAGAACGUUUUAAGUAAUUAUUUUUAAUGUAAAUACUUUUAAAUAUUAAUAAAUGCACUACUACUA
Molecule: messenger RNA, 4321 nt
Organism: Bicyclus anynana (squinting bush brown)
Lineage: Eukaryota; Metazoa; Arthropoda; Insecta; Lepidoptera; Nymphalidae
Gene: Vps24
Product: charged multivesicular body protein 3
Exons: 7
Coding region: 107-763 (218 amino acids)
Biological process (GO): protein transport; late endosome to vacuole transport; endosome transport via multivesicular body sorting pathway
Cellular component (GO): multivesicular body; ESCRT III complex
Source: RefSeq, a predicted model, not a curated record